Molecule: messenger RNA, 2726 nt
Organism: Esox lucius (northern pike)
Lineage: Eukaryota; Metazoa; Chordata; Actinopteri; Esociformes; Esocidae
Gene: ctnnbip1
Product: catenin, beta interacting protein 1
Exons: 4
Coding region: 193-438 (81 amino acids)
Biological process (GO): negative regulation of Wnt signaling pathway
Cellular component (GO): nucleus; beta-catenin destruction complex; cytosol
Molecular function (GO): beta-catenin binding
Source: RefSeq, a predicted model, not a curated record
UAAAACCACAGCGGUAGCCACAGCUCCACCACCAGAGACUUUAGAAAAGGAGUAUCCCUGCCACCACGCACUCAGCUCCAACUGGAGGGAUGUGACCCCGGAACAGGACGCCUUCGUAAAACGACACACCAUUCAAAUACAACACAGAAGAAAGGAAAACUGGAGCAGGAGGGAGCUACAGGAGCAGGGGGGAUGAACCGUGAGGAGGCCCCAGGGAAGUCUCCUGAAGAGAUGUACAUCCAGCAGAAGGUGCGGGUCCUUCUCAUGCUAAAGAAGAUGGGAUCAAAUCUGACACAGAAUGAGGAGGCAUUUCUACGGAAUUAUGCCGGAGUGGUUCACGCUCAAAUGAGCCAGCUACCACAACACAACAUUGACCAGGGUGCGGAGGAUGUGGUAAUGGCUUUUUCGCGACAAGAAACCGAAGACCGGCGGCAGUGACCCUGGGCCCCUCCCCCGCCAUCCACGCAACCCAAACUCCACUGACCAACACACCACUGUUGAGUUUCUGGAGAGAGGAUGGGCACCUGUGAUGUAUUGAAAGAGGGCGGGGAGGGCACAAGUUGUUGGUUACCGUUUUCUCCCAAUCAAUUUCAUUCAGCCUCCUUUUUCAUACAAACUGACACACCAUUGCCCCAGACACAGUAGGUAUUCAUUACCUUAGGUUAGGGCGUUGGUAUCAAGCAAGUUGAUCAAAUCUGUACAAAUUAUGUCAAUGCAAAACAAUGUUUGUCUUCUUUUUUUUCCAUAUCUGCUCUUAAUGGUAGAAACAGUGACCGAGGGCAUAAAUUCUUCAGUCAAAUUAAAGAAUUAAGCGUGAGUGUUUUAACUGAUGAGUGUGUGAAACAAAUGUUUUUAUUUUACUUUUUAUUGAUUUAAUUUUUUUUAACUGUACGCAGGGUCCCUGGAGGAGGAAAGGUAACAAAACAAUUGUCGUUUUGAAUGGUUUUCAUGUUUUGUCAAACCAGUUGUACUUGCUGUUUAUUUCUGCUUUUAAUGAUAAGCUGCCAAGAGGGCAAGUAUAUACUAGCGGAAUACACAGGUGCACAUGGCCUUUCUCUAGGCAAGCAAGGUCUUUGGGUUAUUGUGAAAUUAUAACCUUUUUUAUUGUACAGACAUUUGGGGGGAAAUACAAUGAGUUGAAUGUGCCAAUUGUAUUUAAAGAAAAAAGAAAAAAAGCUUAAUCUGUAAGUUGAAUUUAACAUUGAUUUUUAAACAGUGUUUGACUAGAGACAUGCUGUAGAUCUAAUUUAUUAUUGAUUGAAUUCACUCAAACUGUAUAAAAAAAAUCAUGAAAAGAAAACAGACCGAAACACAAUGCCUAAGUUCAUAAAUAUUCAAGAGGAUAAUGUCAGCACUCUUUACAGUGGACCACGGGUGCUCAUGACUCACACUAAUUAUAUCAAACACUAACCACAUCCACUGAGCUACUAGAAAGGUGGUUAAUACUAGAUGACAAACUUUUGUGGCUGCCACCCUUCAGUAAUUGACGUGUAAGAAACAAAAUCAUUUUUCUGUGUUUGUUGAUUGCAACUGGAAUCUUUUAAUUCAAUUAAAUAUUUAGUUUCUUUCAAUCAGACAUAUUUUUUUUCUAGGAACAUGCGCUAUAUUUAAUGUGUUUUGUUAACUCACUUAACUUAAAUAAUUGUAACUUAAUGUUUUGGAACCAAGCAUGCCUGCCUUGUGGUUUACAGUGUACAUUUAAAUAGAUUGUUGAGGGUCUUGAAAGCUGUGCCACAAUGACCUUUGCUUGUACAUUCUCAAAGCUUAUGUAAGCUACUUGCUCUUUAAAAAACAUUUCGAUAAAGAAUCUAUGUACAAAAAAUAGGUGUCAUCCACGUUAUACUGUUAACAAUCAUUUUGGGAUUGAAUGUCCUCUGCGAUCAUGGCUACUUACAUUGCCAAAAAAAACGGUUACACUGUCCGCCUAUGACAAUGAAGUUUGUCUUUUAAUGUUUACUCUUGUUUUGAAAAGAAUAUUAAACCUAAUUUGUCUAUGCAUUGUUUUUCUUUCAUCUUGAAGACAACAAUACAGAGGUGUCUGAUUCUAUGCGUGUGUGUGCGCUUGUUUGUGCGUGUGUGCUCAUGUUUAACUAACAAGGAACAUAAUUACGUUUAACCUUGUGGGAACCUUUCACCUGUCCCCUGGAGGAAACAGGCUUUAAUUAACUUUUGGGUUAGGUUUAGGGGAGAAGUUAGUGUUGGGGUUAGGAUUAGAGUUCAUGGUAUUAAUUAUUUAGGGGUUGGAAAAUAAUGGAUUUGUAAUGAGAAUAUCUUUGUGUCCCAACAAGCAUAGAGAUUCCUAAAAUGUGUGUUAUGUGUUGAAACUACUACCAAUCAGAUUUUUCCCCAUAAUGUUCAGUAUGACUAGAGCUGUAUAUCUUUCAAUGUGAUUACCUGUUGUUGCCUAGUUGUCGUUUUGGGUUAUUUUGUUUUGCAUUUGUAUUUCUCUCAGUUGACAUCCAUUAGUUGGUUCUUGCUUCAUGGCUGCUGACCAUGUGUUUACUAAAUGCUUCCUAUGCCAACUGAACCAUUAAAGGAAUUUUAAAAUGCUAAGACUAAGCAUAUGUAUGUUGUAAUUUUAUCGUUGCCGACAGUUUGGUGAACACUAAUUUAAGUGUUUAUCUAUACGUAGCAGUUUUGGAGACUUGUCGGCAUUAAGAUGUAACCAUCUUCAGCAAUUCUACAAUUCUUUUUUUUGAGCGUUAGAUCAAGCUGAUAAACAACAA